Molecule: messenger RNA, 1026 nt
Organism: Parnassius apollo (apollo)
Lineage: Eukaryota; Metazoa; Arthropoda; Insecta; Lepidoptera; Papilionidae
Source: the annotation of a GenBank genome assembly
UUGUUAUGGACAUGCAGUGCUCUCGCUGCUCUGGACGGGUACAGUCCUCAACAGGACACUGACCAGUUUCACAUCCAGACUGAUGAAGAUGAUGAACGCUACUUUCUUUAUCAGACUCAUAGCGGACAGUAUCGCAAAGAGAGAAGACUGAAGGAUGGCUCAGUUGUUGGAACAUCAGGUUGGGUGGGCGCUGACGGAUUCUUGCGGUUACAAGAUUACAUUGCUGAUGGCCAGGGAUACAGGAUCUACAAAUCAAAAACGGUUUACGUAGGACUGAAUCGACCAAUAGGAGAGUCGAUAAAAAUUGCAAAAUCUGCUCCUGCUGAUUCCGGAUUCGGUGUUACGCCCGCACGUCCUACGCAUCGGACCAUCAGCCCUGCUCGUGAAAGUACAACAACGCAACGUCCAUCAACAUCUCCGCCAACGACACAUAUACCACCACAAUCAUUCCCAGACGAAGUCUCCAUAACCCCGUCGACACCUUCCUAUCCCCGUCCAACUUCAACACCCCAAGUCGAAGUGUCUCCUAACUCCAUAGAUGUGUCUACACCUUUUAAUUUAAGACCAACUGUACCACCUAUUACAGCUGAUGAAGCAUCACAACCUCCAAAUACUUACGAUUACGAAAACACAAAUACAAUUGAAGACAAUUAUUACGCUAGUGACAGUACACCUUAUAGGCGUUACGACGUGUUUAAUCCAAAUUCGUAUAGACAUGCUGAUGACUGGACACGCCGUUAUCAAUCUCGCAUUCGGCUUGGAGAUGGAUACACACCACAGUUCCCAGGAUACGAUGGAGGAGCUCGUGGAAGAAAUGGGUUCCGUUAUUAUCUUCCAAAGCAAUACCAUGAAGAAGUAACGCAGAAUACAAACGAAAGGAUCGGAAGCUUUGGUUACAUUGACCCAUUUGGCAUUAGGCGAGUUAUAUAUUACAAUACAUCGCCUGGCGAAGGGUUCCAAAUACGUAAGAACAACAGAUAUGUUGGUCACGACGCAACACCUUACGAUCCUAGGCCGAUUGAAUGA